Molecule: messenger RNA, 1797 nt
Organism: Trichophyton benhamiae CBS 112371
Lineage: Eukaryota; Fungi; Ascomycota; Eurotiomycetes; Onygenales; Arthrodermataceae
Exons: 2
Coding region: 1-1797 (598 amino acids)
Biological process (GO): NADP+ biosynthetic process; NAD+ metabolic process
Molecular function (GO): NAD+ kinase activity
Source: RefSeq, a predicted model, not a curated record
AUGACAGCCUCGAUAGAAGCCGCCGAUGUUAUUGGUAACGAAAACAGCCAUGAAAGCGGCAAUAUGGGCCUGUCUUUAGGGCCACCGGAAGUUUCAUCGUCGUCGUCUCAGCAGUCAACGCCAAUCCCCGUACCAGCGAGCUACAGCCAGCGCAACCACAAAGCCACUAGCUUAAGCAUAUAUCCUAAACCUCUUGACGAUCCCAUGGGGCAGCAUGGCCUUGAUACUGCUCCACGAACAAGUGUCUCAAUAGCUGCCUCGCUGAGCGAGGUUCUCAACCCGGACGCCCGAGCAACGACCGCCGUUUUCAAGAAUAAGAUCGCCGAAACUCAGGCUUCUGAUAUCAUCUCAAAGGACAACAGCGCUUCUCUUGCCGAUAGACUUGUUGCAAUAUCCCAUUCACAAAUCAACACUAUAGAAACAGAGAGGUCAACACCUCGCUUAUCUAUUAAAUCACCCUGCUAUUUUCACCAGCGAUUUGAUGAUGCUGUGAAUAUCGAACGCGUUCUGGAUGAAGUAGUUAGCGACGAAUGGAUGUCACAUUCCCGAUUGAUGCAGACUGCUACUGGGGUUAGAGAGGUUUCAAAACAUCUGCAACGACGGUCGAUAAAGCUGGCAGUUAGAAAUGUCAUGAUUGUCACCAAGGCACGCGAUAACAGCCUUGUAUACCUUACUCGAGAAUUGGCCGAAUGGCUCUUAAGCACCCCAAGAUAUGGCAGUGACCUAGGCGUCAACGUCUAUGUGGAUGCAAAGCUACGACUAUCAAAACGUUUUGAUGCUCCUGGGUUGCUGGAGAAGGAGUCGAGAUAUGAGCAUAUGCUCAAAUACUGGACCCCGGAUCUCUGCUGGUCACAUCCUGAGAAGUUCGACCUGGUGAUCACUCUCGGCGGCGAUGGAACGGUUCUGUUCACUUCGUGGCUUUUCCAGCGUGUUGUUCCCCCAAUCCUAUCAUUUUCCCUGGGAAGCUUGGGUUUCUUAACCAAUUUUGAGUUCUCCAAGUACAAAGAGCAUCUCAACCAAAUAAUGGGAGAUGUAGGCAUGCGGGUUAAUCUUCGCAUGAGAUUCACAUGUACAGUGUACAGGUCAAACCCGAAGAAUGGAAGCAAGGCUGCUGCGGCCGAAGAAUUUGAACGGUUCGAGGUCGUCAACGAACUUGUCAUUGAUCGCGGGCCGUCUCCUUAUGUAUCUAAUCUGGAGGUAUAUGGUGAUGAUGAACUUCUUACAGUAGUGCAGGCAGAUGGCUGCAUAUUCUCAACACCAACAGCCAUCUUACUAACACCCAUCUGUCCUCACACUCUAUCUUUCCGCCCUAUGGUACUCUCUGAUACCCUUCUACUUCGCAUUGCCGUUCCCCGUCAUUCUCGCUCCUCAGCGUACUGCUCUUUUGACGGCAAAGGACGCAUAGAGUUACGACGUGGUGAUUAUGUGACUGUCGAAGCAAGCCAAUUCCCAUUUCCAACAGUUGUCUCUCAAAGCGGAGAAUGGUUCCAGAGUGUCCGCCGCACGUUGCGCUGGAACGUACGGGGAGCCGUUCAAAAGGGUUGGAAUGGCAGAGAAGACUGUCCUAAUAGUGAAGUUAAUACUUUGCCUACCAACGCUGAUAAGACUGUCGAUUCUGGACAGUAUGAUGAACACGAUGAUAAUGAACAAGAUGAUGAUUGGGAUAUCGAUACUGAUACUAAUACCGACAUGGGACAGGGCGUCGACAGUGGCCUUGGACAGAGUGAAUGCGGUGAUUCUCCAAAUACAGGCAGUAGUAGCCCUAUUCACAGAGUGAUGAGUUUACUAAACAUCUAA